AUGACUGGCAAAACACAGACCAGCAACGUCACCAAUAAGAAUGACCCCAAGUCCAUCAACUCCCGUGUUUUCAUUGGCAAUCUAAACACAGCCAUUGUCAAGAAAGUUGACAUUGAAGCCAUUUUUUCAAAGUAUGGGAAAAUAGUUGGAUGCUCAGUUCACAAAGGUUACGCAUUUGUACAAUACAUGAGUGAGCGGCAUGCAAGGGCAGCAGUCGCUGGAGAAAAUGCCAGAAUCAUCGCAGGCCAGCCCCUUGAUAUCAACAUGGCAGGAGAACCCAAACCCUACAGACCAAAACCUGGAAACAAGAGGCCCCUUUCUGCACUUUAUAGACUUGAGUCAAAGGAGUCUUUCUUAUCUGUUGGUGGUUACAUCUUUGACUACGAAUUCUACAGAGAUGACUUCUACAAUCGGUUAUUUGAUUACCAUGGCCAUGUUCCUCCACCUCCCCGUGCGGUCAUCCCACUGAAGCGCCCCAGGGUAGCUGUCACAACAACACGCCGGGGAAAAGGAGUCUUUUCCAUGAAAGGGGGACCGAGAUCUACCAUCAGCGGUUCCUCUUCAUCAGGCUCUAAAUUGAAAUCAGAUGAGUUACAGACAAUCAAGAAAGAGUUAACGCAGAUCAAAACUAAAAUUGACUCCUUGCUAGGGCGUCUGGAGAAGAUCGAAAAGCAGCAGAAGGCAGAGGCAGUUUCUACAGGUAAAGUGAUCUGAAUUGAAUGAUGCAAACACAAAAGAGAAACUGACAACCCCCAGAAAUGUGAAAGGAGGUUCCUUACUGGAUAGCAGCAUCUUUGGCUCAAGUUAUAUAAAUACCUAAAUAAAUAAUAAGAACGGUAUUAUUCGAUCUUAGAAAUUUUAUUUCUUCUAUGUUCUAAGCUAUAUAAUUGUCAGGUUUUUAUGGUUUAAAUUGUAAAUGUGUGUUUCCCUUUGCUAAUUAUGCUUGGAGUUUUUUUGUCUUAAAAUGUGAAAGAUAUUAUGAAUAAUAAGGGAGACACUGUAAACAAAUGUAUAUUUGUAAAAGCUAUUUUUAUGACUAGCAUGUUUUACCAUUGAUCAUAUACAA
This is a messenger RNA of Phyllostomus hastatus (greater spear-nosed bat), 1066 nucleotides long. RefSeq names its product RALY RNA binding protein like (gene RALYL). Lineage: Eukaryota; Metazoa; Chordata; Mammalia; Chiroptera; Phyllostomidae. Gene Ontology annotation, molecular function: RNA binding. Gene Ontology annotation, cellular component: nucleus. The transcript has 7 exons. The coding region runs from base 1 to 714 and encodes 237 amino acids. The record is from RefSeq and is a predicted model, not a curated record.